CUUCUAGGAUCCUUCAGUUACACAAGUGACAAGAAAUGUUCCACCAGGACUAGAUGAAUACAAUCCAUUCUCUGAUUCCAGAACACCUCCUCCAGGAAAUGCGAAAAUGCCUAGUGCACCUAGUACACAGCCAGCUAUAAUGAAACCAACAGAAGAACAACCUGCUUACACACAAAUUGCAAAGGAGCAUGCAUUGGCCCAGGCAGAGCUGCUCAAGCGCCAAGAAGAACUAGAAAGAAAAGCAGCUGAACUAGAUCGCAGGGAAAGGGAGAUGCAGAGUCUCAGUCAACAGGGGGGCAGGAAAAAUAAUUGGCCACCUCUGCCUGAGAAUCUUCCAGUGGGUCCAUGUUUCUACCAGGAUUUUUCUGUAGACAUUCCUGUAGAAUUCCAGAAGACAGUAAAGAUUAUGUACUAUUUGUGGAUGUUCCAUGCAGUGACACUCUUUCUAAAUAUCUUUGGGUGUUUGGCCUGGUUUUGUGUUGAUCCUAGACGAGGGGUUGACUUUGGAUUGAGUAUCCUCUGGUUCUUGCUUUUUACUCCUUGUUCAUUUGUCUGCUGGUACAGACCGCUUUAUGGAGCCUUCAGGAGUGACAGUUCUUUCAGAUUCUUUGUGUUCUUCUUUGUGUACAUCUGUCAGUUUGCUGUACAUGUACUUCAGGCUGCAGGAUUUCAAGGCUGGGGUAACUGUGGAUGGAUUUCAUCUCUCACUGGUCUUAACAAGAGUAUUCCUGUUGGCAUUAUGAUGAUAAUCAUAGCAGCACUUUUCACAGCUUCUGCUGUGAUCUCACUAGUUAUGUUUAAAAAGGUGCAUGGCCUGUACCGCACAACUGGUGCUAGUUUUGAGAAAGCCCAGCAAGAAUUUGCAACAGGUGUGAUGUCCAACAAAACUGUACAAACUGCAGCAGCAAAUGCUGCAUCUACAGCAGCCACAAGUGCAGCUCAAAAUGCUUUCAAGGGUAACCGAAUUUAGAAAAAUAUAAAACUCACUAUUCUGACUGUAUUUUAUUUUCCAGGUGUGUAUUCUGUUCCCUAAAGACUCAUGUUCAAAACACACACAGCAUGUACAUCUCUCCUUCAGCUGUGCAUGGGCUAAAAUGGGGAAAAAUCUUGGUUUAUUUCUUUAUACAUUUAUUUAUCAAAAAAUACUACUUUGACCCCUUUGUACAACUCCAUACUUUGUGGAGAAAUGAUAAUCUAGUGGACACGUUAACAAGGAUCUGGAAUUAAUAUGAUACUUUCUGUGAUCACUUAAAUAUAUUUAGGAUUUUUUCAGUGAUUUGCUCUGGAAUCUUUCAUUUUAACUUUGGGAACACGCUUUGGAGCAGUUACGUUUGUUCCUAAGAACCUGUUCCCUUAUUUCCAUGAUGAGAAGUAGGGCAAACUUGACAUUUUCUGAAAGUUAAGAUUUGGCUAUUACUUCUCCUUUUUCAGGAGCUGAUGAAGGAUGGAUAUGAGUAUGGUAGAUGAUGUAAAAUUUCUCGGUUUUUUUAGGAUAAGUCUUUUGAUAUCAGUCUAUAAUUUGCAUGAUUACUGUUGAGUUAUCUGACCAUGCUGAACUAGUGUUUUGGUCCAGAAUUUAUCUGUACCACUUAUUGUAGGGUUUAUUUGUAUCUAUUUUCAUGGAGUAUUUUGCAUCAGAAAUGGCUUUGGUGCCUAAAUAAUUCUCACUGAGGGAAUGAGUAAUGCGAUGUACAACUUAGAGAAGUGAAAAAAGUUUCCAUCAGACAGCUAAAUGAUUCUGUAUCUGCUGUUUUUUAAUUUUUCAGUAUUCAUGUCCUGGGGGGAAAAGCAUCUUACUAAACAAAACAAACGUUUAGAACACCCCAGCAUUGUUUUUUUACCCCCUUUUAAAUGCAGUGGCACUUUUGUUGUGUUUGGGGUUUCUGGAUUUUUUUUUCAGUGUGAAUUUGUGUUUAACAGUGGUACUAAAUGCUCUAGCCUUGUCAGUCACUCCGUUUACUGCCUGUCCAAUAAUCUGAAUAUACAGUAUUUAAUUUUUUUAAAGAACCAUCAUCUCUAAUUAAGCUUUUUAAACUGUAUUUAACACAUACUUUAAUUUCUUUUAACACACCUCAGCCUUCAUGUGUGAUUUGACUCAAGCUGAAUAAAGCAGCUUCUUAACUAUUUUGAAAUGGGGAAGUUAGAGGUUUUUAUCUUUAACAAGGAAGAAUAAAAUUUAAGCUCAUGUUGAACUGGAUAUCUUCUAGCUUUAUAUUUGAAUGCGGUGUUGCAUAGUGCUUCAUGCUGGUAGUUACCUUUUAUAUUUUCCAGAUCUUAAUCACGUGUUUCAACAAAAUCAUGCUGCUUUCUAUUUAAUGCCAUUCCAUAUCCUAGAGAGAUGCAUGUUGGUAUUCUGAACUGGUUUUAAAAGCUCAAAAUGCCUGUUGCAGAAAGUGAGAUCACUUAGGGGCCUGAUCUCCAAAUCUCGUGAGUAUUCUCAUUGAAAUCAGAAAGACUCCUCACAGGAGUAAGGGUUAUAAAGAGGGCUUGUUCUGCAUAUGGAUUGUUUCUAAUAGAUGGAUCAUCUCAUUGUUUUUACUGAUAUUUUAAAAUAAGAUAUUUGGAAAAACCUAGACUUGAUAACUGGGCCAGCAUAGCACUCGUAUGCAUAAAGUCCUUACGUAAACUAGAAGUCUACCUUGAUUUUUAAACUUUGAAGUUUCAGCUUCAGUAUUUAGGGUAAAUGUGGCAAACUUACCAUGUCAGCAAAGCAUUAGAAUACAGCCUGUGCUGAAGUUGCUGUUCAUAAAUAUGCUCUUUUCUAAAAUAAUGUUCUUUGCCACAAAAUAACCAGUGUAAUUGAAGUAUUGUUUGUAAUGGGGAAUUGGCAGAACUUCUUCUAGUAGUUUACAUCAGUAGAGGGGAUGUGUUCUUAUUUGUUGGUUUGGUCUUUAGUGUUCCCUCUAAAUUUCAGUUUUGUGAUUUGAGAUCACUUUCCUGCAUAGGAAUCUGGUAGCCCAUUUCUGCCUCUCAAUCUGAUUCUCCUUUUGUGAAACUUAUUAAGGAAAUACAAAAAUUGCGCCCAGAAACUCCAGCAGGGGUAGGGAUAGAGCCUGAAUUAAGCAUUUUUCUGUCUUUUGGGAUUUCCCAGCAACAUAGUCCUUGCAGUUAAGUUGACUGGGACACUGUAUAGUACAGCAUUGCCACAGUAAUGAAGGGGAAAUGCAAAUUGAAACUUUAAGUGGACAGGCACAUACAUGGUUGCAUCUUUAGGAUAUCACUUGAAAUGUUCUUGGAACAUCUGUAUGUUGCCUGAAUUUGUAAUGUCUUCCAUUUCAAUUGCAGAGGUAAGACUAUAAAAUGAAACCAUUGUUCAGAAUUAAACCCAAUAUGAAUUGCUUUAAAUUACUAUGGUAGUCUUAAAAUAUUUGUGGUGCAAAGGGAAAAAUAAACUUAGCUUUGGAAACAGAAGGCUGAUGUUUGUUAAAAUAUAUUUUAUACUUUACUAAUUAGGUUUUACAGUCUCUUUAUCAAUUAACACAGUAUGCACACAGUUUGUCAUUUUGUAGUAUUGUGGCAAAUCUAGUACAGAGUAUGAAGUUUAAACACUGGAAUGUCAAUAGUCAUUGAUCUUGUAAUUUAGGAGUUGGAUUUAUUUAUUUGAGGGAUAUUUGUAUAUUUUGUAAAUUACUAACAAUGCUCUGUCAUCUUGGUGAAUGUCCUGGUACUGUACAAAUGCACUCAUUCUGUCCCUCUGUUGCAUGUCUAAGUAGUUCAAAAGUUUUGUAUAUUGAUUGUAUUAACACAGUGUCAUAGAAUAAAAAUACCGUUUCCUGGAUGUUUGCUCUAUAUAGUUUUAAACAAUAUAGGGAUUUUUUAAGGACAGAAUAACAUGCAGGAGGGCUGAUCUGUACAAAAGUACCUUUUGGUUUUUAUAAUCUGUAUAUAAAUUCUGUAAUCUGUUGCAAUGAGAAAGUAAAAUGUCCACAACACAUCAGUAUAAUGAGAAUCUGCUCAGACAGUAUGAUGGAAAUCUUUAGCAGCACGUGUAUUUGUGCUGCAAAUUAAAAGUGAAAGAAACCAAACAAAUAUGUUGUGUCAGUGCUGAAUGAAACUCUACAAGUAUUAAGCACCUCAAGAUUUUACUUUCAGUAAAUUGAAACUGCUGAAAACCA
Gavialis gangeticus (Gharial) is the source of this 4115-nucleotide messenger RNA. RefSeq names its product secretory carrier membrane protein 1 (gene SCAMP1). The transcript is spliced from 8 exons. The coding region runs from base 107 to 970 and encodes 287 amino acids. The record is from RefSeq and is a predicted model, not a curated record. Gene Ontology annotation, biological process: protein transport. Gene Ontology annotation, cellular component: recycling endosome membrane; trans-Golgi network membrane. NCBI's taxonomy places the organism in Eukaryota, Metazoa, Chordata, Crocodylia, Gavialidae.